Molecule: messenger RNA, 15528 nt
Organism: Paramuricea clavata
Lineage: Eukaryota; Metazoa; Cnidaria; Anthozoa; Malacalcyonacea; Plexauridae
Source: the annotation of a GenBank genome assembly
AGCGAGUGCAAAAACGAGCGCUGAGGAUUAUUUUACCGGGUUACUCUUAUAGGGAAGCAUUAGCACAACUUGGGUGUUCCAGAUUGGAUGAAAGGCGAGAACGACAUUGCCUCAAUACUAUGAAACGCAUAGAAAUUGAAGGACCACUGUCAAAAUAUGUUCCAUUGUCUAGGGCUAGUUCAAAUGAUUAUGAACUUAGAAACUCUAACACAUUAACAACAAUAAAAUGCCGAACAGAAAGAUAUCGCCGUAGCUUUUUCCCAGUACAGUAGCUCUAUAUAAUAGUUAUAGUAAAGAAACUUAAGCGUGAUACUUAAUUACGAUGAUUUUAAUGCAAUUCAAUAAGAUUUUUAGACUUGAUGCAUGCAACUAAAUUUUUAUAUAUGUAAAUAUAUAGCGUACCAAUUUUGUAAACGCACCAUAAUUCAAUCUAUUGCGAAGGUGUGUAUCUUAAACCAUUAAUAAUAAUAAUAAUAAUAAAUCUUGUCUAGUUUGAAAUAGUUCCUCAUACUUUUCAAAUGUUUUUUCAGGAUGACAAGCCAAAAGUGGAGAAGGCGAAAGUUGAGAAACCAAAGUUGACUCCAGAAGAAAUUGAAAGAAUAAAGGAAGAAUUCAGGUUGAAACGAGAAAAAGAAAAAGAAUUAAGGAAACAAGAAAGAGAUAAGGUGACAUUUAGUUUCUGUUAAUGCAAUAAUGGAGGUUUUGACAGUUGAAAAACAAUUCCUAAAUAGAAUUGCUGUACUGUAUAUAAAAAUGCUGCCAUGGUUUGUGUCUGAACCACAUGGAAAGGAACUAAACACUUAAUUGUCCAAUCAAUCUUUGAUUUUAAGUUAAGAAGAAAAUAUAGAAUUGCUGUAUUGGGUCGUUCCAGAAACGAUCCACACUCUUCCCAAGGAGGAAAAUUCUGCUGUCUGGAGGGGGAGGGGAGAAAAACGUGUUUCUGAUAAUAAUAAGUGUGUUAUGUAGGACAUCUGAAGGAGGUAGGGGGUGUUCACCUUUUAAUUUCCUCUCUGGGGAAUGGUAUGAUGUUUUCUUGAAUGACCCAUUGAAUAAAAACCUGCUAUGAUAUGUGCAUGUCAGGACUCCAUGGCAAUAGAUCCAUUGCACUGACGUCACAAAUCCUUAGAGUGUCCUCCAGAUGCUCCCUAACAAUAUCUUUUCGGAUACAACAACCACAUACAGCGCAAAAGUUAACCAUUUUAAUACAAAAGUAUUAUAAAGUUUUACAAAAGUUAUAUUAUGUAUAGAUUGUUAAUUUGUCCUCCAGAUGCAUCGUCACCGGCGCUGUGACGUCAUGUGCAAUAGGUCUAUAGAAUAGACCUUUCCCUUUUAAGUGAAAUUUUGAUCUAGACAAGUCUGGACAAAAAUUUCAUCACAGCUUGAAAGAGCAUCACAAAAUUAGUAAUAUUCGAAAGUUUCGUUGCGAAAUGUUGUAAAAUGCGGAUAAUAUAGCCUUGCGAAGUUUGCCGUUUUUCAGUCAUUUUAUAUUACAAUCUAACAUUUUGCAUCAGAUGAUCAAACUGAUGCAAAAUGUUAGAUUGUAAUGCAAAAUGACUGAAAAACGGCAAACUUCCCAAGGCUAUAUUAUCCGCAUUUUACAACAUUUCGCAACGAAACUUUCGAAUAUUACUAAUUUUGUGAUGCUCUUUCAAGCUGUGAUGAAAUUUUUGUCCAGACUUGUCUAGAUCAAAAUUUCACUUAAAAGGGGAAAGGUCUAUUGCAAUGUUUGAAAUGUUUGUAUUGAUGUUAUUUAGGCCCGUCUGGAAAGAUCUGAACUUUUGAAGGAACAGAAAAUGUUUUUAUUGCAUUGGUGUGUUCCACAGGAUGACUUAGAUCUUGAUGAUAAUAAGGUGAUUAUUGAAAUAUUCACCCAGUGUCUGUCACUGGUAUACUGAAAUAUGGUUAUGUUACUCAAACUACUGUUAAGGUAAUUCCGCAGUAAUUGUUCCCGAAAUGAGAAUGUGCUGAAACUGCAUGGAGUUUAUGACAUAUACUUAAAGUAAAAUCACACAAAAAAGUCGGGGUCACCGAACUCGUUAAGAAGAUAUGACAAUCACAAUAUACCACCUUUACCCCCAAUAUGGCGCCAUCUUGACGCUCAUUACGAGUAACAGCAAACUCACAACAGCCCGAUAUUUAUUGACGUUUUUAGCGCGGAUUUUGCUUUAGUAAACCUAUCUUGUAAUUAUGUUUGAAAAAAUAUUGUGUUUUGAGCAAAAUGAAACUACUAACGUGUACAAUUCUGAUCCACAAAUGUCUUUUCCACAUUUCUUUACAUAUCUUUCUUUGAGAACAUGCAUUGAUAAAGCAUUUUUUUCAAGAUCCAGAAAUGAUUUUUCUUUUAAUUUCGGAUAUGAAAUGUAAAAUGCAUUAAAGAAAUAAAUUAUCAGUUAAAAAACGGGGGUCACCGAUCUUUUUAGGGAAUUCUGGCAUUAAAACGUGAAAUACAAGUAAAUAAAUAUACUACAGACACAGUGAACCCUAGUUACACUUUUGUAUGCCUUUUUUGAAAACAUUGAUUUUAACGCAAUUCUUUGCACGAAUGUAACCAAAGAUGUUUUGAAGUAACAUAAAAUUGUCAUAAAAUGAUAUUUUGUUUUAAACGGUACGUAUAAUGGAUGAAAUUAUCAGUUAUAAGAUGUGCGCAGUAAAAGUGCGCAAUUACCUUAACAUAUACCAAAAAAGGUCAACAUUGCAACGGUAUGCCAAACGGGAUUUUUCAUUACCUCCGAAGUUUUAGGUAUAACCAUUCAAAUUUCAUUUUAGGAGUUACCUAAGUCAGUUCCAUUAGAAAGUAAGUUGCCUUCGGAUUUGUUUGGUGAUGUUGUCAUGGUUCUGGAGUUUCUCUAUGUCUUUGGAGAAUUUUUUAGUAUCAAGCAAGAUUUUCCUGAUGGGAUUACAUUGGGUAAAUAUUUUAACAUGUGUAUGAAUUUACACCUAAACUCUGUUGUACCAAUUGAUGAUUCCCCUUAUUACGUAUAUAUUCGUAGCGCUUUGCAUUGUGGUUAUAGUGAUAUCACUGAUAAAGAUAGCGGCCUCGAAUAAAAAUAUUGAAUGUUUUCGCGAAUAUUUUGCUGUUGGCUGUCGCGCACCUGACCCUAGCUUUUUUUAAAAGUUCUUGCACGGGUCAGGAUAAAUAAGCCAUCUUGAAUAUCAGUGAUACCACUAUAACCACAAUGCAAAGCACUACGAAAACGUAAUAAGGGGAAUCGUCAAUUACCCUGGCUUAUAGUAAGAUGUUGUGGUUCUAUAUGUACAAAUGAGGAGGAUUAUGUUGAAAUCGCAACGUUGACAAAAAAAUUUAAAAAUAUACCAAUUAAGCUGAUAAAUCUGCUCAAUUCUUCUAAGAAUAAAUUAUUAUUAUUGCAUACAUUUUGAAACUUAUAUGUAAUUUUUAUAUGUAAUUUUGAUUAUUGUACAGAUUUUGAAAUUUAGAUGUAACUCUAAAUUGUAACUUGUAUAGUCUUUCAGUUGUCUUCCUCCAAUAGCUUUUGUUGUUACCUGCGAAUAAUUGUCAAAUUUUUCAUUUUUUAUUAAAAAAUUGUUGUUAUUGUUGUUGUUUUCAGACAUCCUAGAAGAAGCUCUAACAGAACACGAUGCUGAAGGAUCAUUUUACGACAUCAUCAGAUUUCUUCUUUCCUCCAUUUUAACAACACAUGCUGACGAAGAAGAAGGUGAGUGGGCAGGUUUUUGAUUUUAUCCUGCUUGCCAUCCCAGUGCCUGAAUAUUGGUUAAAAAUUCAACCCUGCCUGUAUCUAGACUUGCUCCAAGUCUCUCUUUCAUAUAGUAUCGAUCCACUAUAGUGUACAUUACAUGACGUAGUAAGGAGGGGCGGAGCGAGAAAGAGAGACUUGUCAACUUCGGAAAAUCUCUGUUCAAAACUGAACCGAAAAUGCAAGACUUGCUUUAAUUGUUUUCUGUCAGUGUUUAUAUGUAUUGAUCUAGCACAGUGUAAAUAACAUGAGUUCCAUUAUAGUAAAUAAUACAGAAAGAAAUUGAAGGAAAGAAUUAAAGCAAGUCUUGCAUUUUCGGUUCAGUUUUGAACCGAUAUUUUCCGAAGUUGACAAGUCUCUCUUUCUCGCUCCGCCUCUCCGUGCUACGUCACGUAAUGUACACUAUAGUGGAUCGAUAUGACAAUGAAAGAGACUCUGGAAAGAGAGACUUGGAGCAAGUCUAGCCUGUAUCAGGCCUCGAAUUUCCCUGAAAUAAAUCGACGGCAAUGGCGUUAAAAAAAUUUAAGGUUAUUGUUACUUUGGAUUGUUGACAAGCUAGAAACAUUGUUUACAUAUUUCUUGAAGUGUUUUUUUUCCCGAAGAAAACCGAGACUAAAUUAGUAAUUUACGCAUGAUUUGAUCAACAUCUGAAUUCAAGUACCAAAAUAGUAAUGCACAGUGAAUAGUAUAAAAAUUACAUAUAUAUACGGCAAAAAAUGGGUAGCCUCGCAGUAGCUCGGAAGAGUGAUUUUCAGUGGCUCAAUUUGACAAUUGCUUUUGUGUUUACAACAAUGAAUUGCUUCGUUCUUUAGAAAACCCCCUUCCAAUUGGAGACGACCUUACGAGGCUCUGCGAGGCUUCCCCCCAAAAUUGCCGUCGUUGCCGCAAUGUCCACGGCAUUUUGUUCUCCCUCUACGGCAAUUGCCGCGAUAAAAUUCAAGCCCUGGCCUGUAUAUAUUUAUUAUUAUUAUUAUUAUUUUAUCUUAUUUACACACAUAUACAACGGUAGCCCUUCAGCAAGUUUAUGUACAGUUCUUUGUAGCUGAUUUCCAAGGGGCCGCCUGGUCAAUAUGCAUGGUCAAUAUUCAUUCAACAAUUAAAUGUUCAUUCAACAAUUAUUUUUUUAAACAAUGAAAGAUGAAGGAUUGGAUGAGAUUGAUCACGAGGAUAAUGUGAAGAACUCCAAGCCUGAGGAGGAUGAAGAUAAUGAUAUGUCACGUGUCAAGAAAGCGGUGUCUGCGUCAGCGGCAAUGGCGGCUGCUUGGGCACAGGUACACCAAGGACAGAGCCUUCAUGAGUUGGCUCUUGAUCCAUUCACGUGCUCUGAGAUUUUAAGACUGCAUUUUUUGUCAUCUGGAGCAAGCCUCGGUAAGUAUAAAAUUCCAGCGUAGUUCUGAGCAAACUUUUAUACUAGGUAGCUGUAUCAGUUUUAAGAUGUCCUCCCUAGAGGUCAAGUAUAAAAGAUCAUCCCUUAUUGAAACUUAAACUGAACUAACUUUAUUUAUUUACUGGAUAGCUCUAUCAGUUCUAAAAUUCUCUUCCUAUAGAGGUCAAGUAAGAAUCAUCCCUUAUUGAUCCGGUGUUACUACAGGAGGAAACCUAACUAAACUAACUUUAUUUAUACUGGAUAGCUCUAUCAGUUCUAAACUGUUCUUCCUAGAGGUCCAGUAAGGAUCAUCACUUAUUGAUCCAGUGUUACUACAGGAGGAAACGUAAACUAAAACUACAGUAACUUUAUUUCGACUGGAUAGCUUUAUCGGUUCAAAACUGUUCUUCCUAGAGGUUAUGUAAGACUCAUCCCUUACUACAGGAGGAAACCUAAACUGAACUAACUUUAUUUGCUCUUUUAAUAUUUUUAUAAUUGUUCAGUUUCAGGUACAGAUGGUGACCCGUACCGCUGGCAAAGACGUGGUGGUUUCACCUUCUCUGACGAUGCUGGUGUAGCAUUCCGUCGUCAUGAACACGCUAUCAUGAGAGCCUUGGUAACUGGUAACAUCUACGAUCUAAAUGCAGUCGAGAAACUGAAGAUAUUAAAGACGCUGUGUGCACAAUUGUUGACGUAUGCUUCUACGAGAGAUAUUAUUGAUGACGGCUUUGACAGGUGACAAUGAUAUUCUUUGUUUUAUUUUACGUUUCUAAUGAAUAGCUCUUUCAGUCCCAAACUACUAUCUCAAGUACGGGGCAAUAAUCAUUGGAGAACACUGUACAGUACCCGGAAUAUAUGCAAAAAUAGGAAAUACAUUGCAAAUUUCAUUGACAUGUAGGCUUUCUGAUUGACUUAAUAUGAAACAAUAACAAAGAUAGGCAUUAAGAUGCAGCAAUAUCCAGCAGAAAUAGCACACAAAAAAAACAUUUAGGAGUGACCGCAUAAUUUUUUUAUGUAUAUUGCUACUAAGUAAAUAAGUAAUAGUAUGGUUUAUCGUGCAAUUUGGGAAAAAUAUGCACGAGUGAGUUUUUCAAAGACUAUCAAAAUUGGACGAGUGCAAUUUGAAGUCUUUGAAAAACUCACGAGUGUACCAUAUACCAGGACGAGUCCGUCCGAAGGACGACUGCAAUUUGAAGUCUUAAGUUUGAAAAACUCGCGAGUAUACCAUGUACCGAAGGAUGACUGCAAUUUGAAGUCUUAAAGGGAAAUGGCAAUAUAUUUUUUUAUUUUCUCGUUUGAAAGAACAUUAAAAAGCAUAUAUAAAACUCUUUUACCGUUUUUUUCAUAUCUUGCUUUCUUCUACAAAUAUUUUAAUCGAAAGAAAUGAAAUGUCCGCCAUCUUGGAUUUUUGUAGAUAUGCAAGUUACGUCACAACAGGCCGGGGUCAUGCAAUAUUUUUAUCUAGACAACCACUAAUCAUUUUGCACUCAAAAUUAUACUCUGUAUGCCCUUCGAAAUAUCAAGAUCACUCAAAACCUUUAAAACAUCUACCAAUAUUUCAAUAUUUGGUCAGCAACGAAUACUUUUAUAUGGUUAAUCCCUGUUGUGACGUCACCAAAACUACCGUUAAUGAGAUCAUAAAUUUAUCCAAGAUGGCUGACAUCUCAUUACUUCAAGUGAAAAUAUUUCAAGAACUAAGCAAGAUAUGAAGAAUCGGUAAAAGAAGUUAUUAAAUAGUUUCAAAAGUUCUUUCAAAUGAGAAAAUAAAAAAAUAUAUUGCCAUUUCCCUUUAAGUUUGAAAAACUCACGAGUAUACCAUACCAUAUAUCGAAACUUCACUAUUAUCUAUACUAAUAGUGAGAAUAGAGAUUGUGUUUGUACGACGAGUUAGAUUACAGCCUAAUCCUUGUGUUGUUCAGGCUUCGUAAGGCAAAGCGUGAGUUGCAAGAGGAACAAUGGGCGGACCAGAGGAAAGACAAGGAAGAAGCCGCUGCGAAAUACAGAAAACGUAAGGAGGAGAAAGCUAAGGAAAAAGAGGAGAAAAAUAAACUUACCGAACAAGGCAAGACUGAUGAAACUAAAGUAGAGGACAGGUAUGGUGUGGUCACGAACUAAACUAAGUAGUGACGUUCAUGCUUCUGGGUCCGCAUCACUGCAGAAGAAACCUAAACUAAACUAACUUUAUUUAUACUGGAUAGCUCUAUCAGUUCUAAACUGUUCUUCGCGAGGUCCAGUAAGGAUCAUCUCUCAUUGAUCCAGUGUUACUACAGAAGGAAACCUAACCUAAACUAACUUUAUUUAUACUGGAAUCCCUUAUUGAUCCAGUGUUACUACAGGAGGAAACCUAAACUAAACUAACUUUAUUUAUACUGGAUAGCUCUAUCAGUUUUAAACUGUUCUUCCUAGAGGUCCAGUAAGGAUCAUCUCUUAUUGAUCCAGUGUUACUACAGGAGGAAACAUAAACUAAACUAACUUUAUUUAUACUGGAUAGCUCUAUCAGUUCUAAACUGUUCUUCCUAGAGGUCCAGUAAGGAUCAUCUCUUAUUGAUCCAGUGUUACUACAGGAGGAAACCUAAACUAAACUAACUUUAUUUAUACUGGAAAUGUGUAUCAGUUUUAAACUGUUCUUCCUAGAGAUCCAGUAAGAAUCAUCUCUUAUUGAUCCAGUGUUACUACAGGAGGAAACCUAAACUAAACUAACUUUACUUAUACUGGAAAUGUGUAUCAGUUCUAAACUGUUCUUCCUAGAGAUCCAGUAAGGAUCUAGGCUAGUAAGGAUCAUCUCUUAUUGAUCCAGUGUUACUACAGGAGGAAACCUAAACUAAAUUAGCUUUAUUUAUACUGGAUAACUCUAUCCGUUCUAAACUGUUCUCCUUUCAAGAUAUUAGCGAAGCUAACAUGUAGUAAAAACUUGUUCUACUUCAGUACAAAACAAGUGGCGAUGCCAACGUUGAAUGGAAACGACAGUGAAGAAGCGAAAGCCCACACCAGAUCACAAGGUCCUGUCAUUGAAGACCAAACACCUGACGGCGAAGAUAACGCGGAAGCAGGACGAUUAGAGAGGAAGGAAAAUUUAAAAAAGAAAGAAAAAGCAUUUUUGAAAGAGAUGAAGAAAAGUCAGUCAAUGUCUGGUGUACAACCGAUUGGUACAGAUAGACUGUUUCGUCGUUAUUGGAUAUUUAAUUCUCUGAAUGGUCUCUUUAUUGAAGACAAUGAUCCGUAUUUGCCGAAGCUUUUACAGCCUGAGGAGAAUGCUGUGGAGGUUUGUUCUUUAUAUAAAUGUAGUAGUAAACUGUCGUGGUUUAUGCCAUUUCCCAUUACGUCAUUUCUAAUAAAUGUCAAUCUCACGUCAUUUCUGAUGUUCAUGUUUAAUAUCAUUAUAUGUUGAAGCAUUACAUCUGUCCUAAUGACAUAUCUUAAAUCAUUACGUCAUUCCUAAUUUUGAUGUAUUACAUCUUUCUAAUGUUAAUUUAUUAUUUCAUUCCUAAUGUUGGUAUAUUACGUCAUUUCUGAUGUUCAUGUAUUACGUCAUUAUAUGUUGAAACAUUGCGUCAUUCGUAGUUUUGAUGUAUUACGUCAUUCCUGAUGUAGACAUAUUACGUUAUUCCUGAUGUAGACAUAUUACGUUAUUUUAGAUAAGCUAUGACGACAGCAACAGUGACACGACAUCAGUAAGUACUGAAGAGGACCUACCUGGUCCCUCAACAACCUCCGUAAUCCCUCAACAUACAUCAAGUAUCACUUCGUUGUCCAAGGAACAAAUUGAGCGACAAAAAGAUCUAUGUCGUAUACUCAAACUAUACAACAUACCAGAAGAAAGUCUACCUGAGAAUUGCAUCUUAAACACGGGAGGAACAAGUUUGAAACGAGAACAGAUUUGUGCUCAAUUGAACAGCCGUGAUAUCACACAGUGGUCUUACUUGGAUACGAAAGAUGACCUAGAACUGCUUUUGAAGUCUUUGAACCCACGUGGCUAUCGCGAGAAAUAUUUACGGGAGUCGUUAGUAGAAUCUUAUGAUAUGAUCGUGAAAGGAUUAGAGAAUAACCCGUUCAAGUUGGAGAACAAAUUGCUCAGAGAAGAGGCGAAGCAACAGCCCAAAGUAUCGCGAAACCGAACUGUGGAUAAAGCAUUGUACAAGACGAUGGAAGAAUUUAUUGAAGCGAGUGUAAGAGAUCAAAUACUGGAUUUGGAAGAUAGAGUAUGGCAAGCUGGACUGGGUAUUGUGAAAGUUGAAGAUAUUACUGCGUGGAGAAAACAAAUUGAGAACGGGAUCUACGAUUUCUUACCUGGAGAUAAAAAUGUAAGUGAAUGUCAAUGUCAAUGGGUAACUAAGACUUAGCAUGCUCAGACCUUAAAAUAUCGAUUGGUCACGUACAUCAUUGUUCGACGUAGAGAGGAAACCACCAGACAUUCUGUCCGACCUUUGUGAAACUGAGGUUUACUGUUUGUCCGACACGAGUGUAUUGGUGUCCGACCGAACUGUAGCUUUGUCGGAUGUAAAUAAAAAUGUACCCUAGUCCAGAGACUCGUAUGUUAAAUGGAGAAUCUGAGGAAUAUGUAUAGAAAGUGAACCAGAAAUUAUGUUUUAAUUUAAUCGAGCGAAAUGGUGAAGUGGAAAACGGUCUUACUGCUGUUGUCGGCAAGCAAGUUAAUUUUGACUUAGAAAUGAGUAUGAAUGACACAAAUUAUUCAAUAUCUUCACAUUUACCGUUUAGAAUUAAUACAUUGUGCUGAAGGAUAUUAACUUGUGUCAUUCAGACUUAUUUCCGAGCCAAACUGAACUGGAGGUCAUCAGACAUCUUCGUACAUAUGUCCGACUUACAUGUAAAAUCAUCGGACAUUUUGUAAAAGAUAUUUCCUAUAUGCUUCAUCUGGCUUCUAAGGUGGUACUAAUUUGUAAUUUCGUUUAUCUUUAGACGCGAGCAGCAGAAACUAUUGAAAAUGGCAAAGAGAACAACGGCGUUCCCAGUUCUAUGGACCUCGAUGAAAAACCAGUAAACAACAUUGAGAAGACUGCGGAGAAUAUGGAUGUUGAUGAACCUCCUACGCAUAUUGUAAAUGAUCUUAAACUCAAGUUAUUAUCCACUGUUGAAGACAGUCGUCCUGGGACACCGGUCGAAGGAUCAUUCACGUCUACUCCAACAUCAUCACAGACUCCUCAAUCUAUAAAUCCAUGUGUACGCCUUCUGGCUAAGGCUGUACUACAGGUAUUACUUAUUUUAUUGUUAAAGCUAUUGACCUUUUUCUUUGAACUUAUUCUCUCCGUGUACCCUACACACGUAAAAAUCUCAUAGUUUGUCAACAAGAUGUGUUCGCACUGCUUGUUCCCAGUUGUUGACAAGUCUGGAACAAGUUGAUAUCAUCUUGUAACAAGGUUGUCGAGGCCAACAGAUUCGCAACAAGUUAAAGAUAUGUCGUCUGCACGUAACAAGUUGUUAACAAGUUGAUGACAUCAAGCUCGUAGCAACUUGUUACGAACAGUCUGUAUUACAGUGGAACCCCGCCUUACGGCCACCCCGUUAAUACGGUCACCUCGAUAAUACGGUCACUUUUUUUUGUCCCGGCGAAACUCUAAUACAUUUUAUAAUAAAGUUACCCGGUUAAUAAGGCCACCCCGUUAAUUCGGCCAACGGCCAUAUUGUAGAGUCCCGAACUAAAGAAAUCACCCGUUAAUACGGUCACUCAAAAAAAUAAAUGUGUUUACGACGGAAAUGCAGUAUAAUUUAAGACACCUUGUGCAGUGAAACACAAAAUUCAAGUUGCAUCAUAUUACUAAUUUUUUUAUUUUUAUUAUCAGUCGCGCAAAGGGAAAGAAAGAAUACAAGGUUCUUUAGCGACGUUGUAUUCCCUAACAUUGUUUCUUUAAAAUUAGUGAAAACUUUAUCUGAACUUUAUAAUGUUUAGUUAUUAAUUGGUAUUAUGGUGGGGUAUGGUGUUAUUGUGAUUUUCGAAUAAACAUAGCUUUAAUGACGUCACAAUUGAAAUUUGAUCUCACCCCGUUAAUACGGCCACCCCGUUAAUACGGCCAUAUUAUUUCGGCCCGUUGGUGACCGUAUUAACGGGGUUCCACUGUAGUCUUGUUGGAACAACUUGUAGCAAGUCUGUUACCAUCACCAACCUUGUAACAAAGUGAUAGCAACUUGUUCCAGACUUGUCACAACAACUGGGAACAAGCAGUGCGAACACAUCCUGACAUCGGCUUGACAACAACCUUGUUACAACUAGAUUUUGUCUGUGUUGGUGUAAUUUACUCAGGUGAAUACGAUGUUUGUGAUGUUACUCUGAGUGUAUAUCCACACCAGACAAGCUUGAAAGAUAUGCCUGACCUGGCCAAGCUUGUCCGCUGUGGAUAUACACUCAGAGUAACAUCACAAACAUCUUGUUACAACUCGUUUGCAGGGGUUAAAGUUAACUAUAGUUAGUGGAAACGUCAUCCAAUAAGAAGCGCCUAUUUGAGAGUUAAUCACUAUUUAACUACAAAAUAGUGAUUAAAAAAGUGAUUAAGAGUUUUAUACAACCGGCCCCUGAUCUGUAACAAUUAACUUGAUGGUAUCGUAGAUGGAAGUUAUCGAGUGGAAAUUUAUAUACAUUUAUUAGACCUAACCAGAAACAGAAGCGGAAAAUGCAACUACAGGUCCCUGACAGGAAUGGACCUUUAACCUUAUAACUAAAAUUUUGAUCUAGACAAAAAUUUCAUCACAGCUUGAAAGAGCAUCACAAAAUUAGUAAUAUUCCAAAGUUUCGUUACGAAAUGUUGUAAAAUGCGGAUAAUAUAGCCCUGCGAAGUUUGCCAUUUUCAGUCAUUUUGUAUUACGCAUGGGAAAUUGAUACCCAAAUCGGGUGUUUGGGUAUCAAUUUCCCGUUUGUAAUCUAAAAUGACUGAAAAUUGCAAACUUCGCAGGGCUAUAUUAUCCGCAUUUUACAACAUUUCGUAACGAAACUUGGGAAUAUUACUAAUUUUGUGAUGCUCUUUCAAGCUGUGAUGAAAUUUUUGUCCAGACUUGUCUAGAUCAAAAUUUUAGUUAUAAGGUUAAAGGUCCAUUGACCUUGCGAUUCCUACAGAGGCCAGUUGUCGAGCUCUAACCAUAAGUUCAUGUAUUAACUUGCUCGUUUUUUACGUGUACCUAUUGCGUGCGUGGCUUUCGGUAAAGCAGCUGUUCCAUGUCUUCAUUUUGUGAUAUCAUUCUUGCAGGUGGAGCAAGGUAUUGAAAGAAAAUACUUGAUUCCUCCUCUGGGCGAAGACGAAGAGACGAAGAAACGACGACAACAAGAAGCUGCUGAUGCUGCAAAACGUGAAUUGAAUGAAGUGAUGGCGAAGAAGAAGAAGACGGAGAAAAGUGGACAAGCAAACGAAGAUGACAAACAACGUAAGUUCUCUCGAGAGAGCAGGGACCUUAAGCAAACAGGACGGCAACGCGACGAAGACGGCUAUUCACACAAUGAUAUUCCUGAUCUCGUACAAAAGAAAUAAAUAAUUAAAAUCCCCACGGGAGUUAGAGACGUUAUGUUAGGGCUUUUUACAACGGCAAACCAGAGAUUUUCACGUCUCGUGUACAACGCAAACAUGUCAAGACGCGACAAGUGAAAAUACAGAAGCGUUUUUAACCAUAAAGCCUUUGUUUUAAUUUCUUCAAACUGAACUCAAUUCAUAUAUACAUGCAAUGGAUAAUACAUAACAACCCUUCUUCGCAAUAAUUUAUUUGAAGAUGUUUGUUUUGGCUGUCGUCGUCGUCGCGUUACCCUCGUACAUGCUUAAGGUCCCUAGCAUCUUAGGAAGGGCGGGGUUCUUGUUUAUACAUGCACCGUUUGUCUGAAGGGGGUGGUGGUCAAUAAAGGGGAUGAGCGAUGGUCUGGAAAAUGUCCUGCAGCAUCGCGCUGCCAGUAAAUUUUUAACAAAAUAUCUUCGCAAGAAAUUUUCUAACACCAUGCUUGUCAUCUCAAAUACUGGCAUGCCAUGUAAUUUACAUGCUGCUUAAAACUUCCAAAAGCGUUUUACAUGCCAAGAUUGAAGUGUAUCUCGUAUAGGAGACCACUUUUACUGGACUAUGCCCCGGACUUCAAGAGUUAGCCAGGAAUAAUAAAGUUAGUUUAGUUUAUAGGUUUCCUCCUGUAGUAACACACUGGACCCAUGGUCUAUUUCACGUCAAAUCAACAUUUGUCUCAUUUAUUUUUCAUCUAGAUCAUAUUUACAAAAUGUUUUACUUUGUCUCACCUUUCGGUUUCAAAGUCUUUGAUAUAAAUGGUUUCCGUAGAGGAAACCUUAACGUAAUGAACAAUAAAAGUAAAUGAGUACCUGGAUUCAAACACUUUAACGAUGUGUCUCUUUCCUUACAGAAAAUGGCAAGAGUAUAGAAAAACCAAAAGCUAAGACGCAGAAAACUCUGGUAGAGCGUUGGGAAGAAUCACUGAUGGCGUGUACAAACCUGGCGCAAGUUUCUAUCCACUUGUCCAAUCUCGAUAACUGCAUCUGUUGGGAUAAGUCAGUGUUGAACGCUCGUUGUCGCAUAUGUCGACGCAAGGGAGAUGCUGAACACAUGUUGCUGUGUGACGGUUGUGAUAAAGGACAUCAUAUGUAUUGCCUUAAGCCACCAAUAAAACAGGUACGUCCCCAUUUGGAGUUAACUAUUGACAUUUCUUUAUAAGCACAAAUUACAUCGUCUUCUUGUUUACAUCAGAACAAAACAACUUUAUUAAUUCACUUGUGUGCAUGCAGGGUUUAAAAUAGCAGCCGGUUGUCACUGGCAUUUUCACAAACGUUAACUGGCAAUUUCUAAAUUAGCAUCUUUUUAAUCCAAUGAAUUUAUAAGUUUUAAAUUAAAAAGAUGCUGUUUUGACAUGAAAAGAUAGCAUUAGGCAUUCAGGUGUCUGGUAGGCAUGAAUAUCUGGUAGCCAUGAACAAGGCAAGAUUCAUAACUGUAUUAAAUCAAUGCUCAGUAUAAUGCAUAUAAUUAUGAUGAGCAUUGAUUUUCAAUAUACGAUUUUUGAAAAGAUUUUUGUAUUCUUUUGCAUGACUGCAACUUUUGUCAGAUCUUACUGUCGUUCCAGUUGAAGUGUUCCUCAAAUAUUGAUUCAAUACAUUACCUCGGGCUGACCAAUUCAUUUGAUCAAGUUCCUCGAGAUAUUCAUACGCUUCCUAGUAUAAUUGUAAACUUCCUGUUGAAUAGUUUGAAUGCACCAAUCAGAUUUUGCUGUUUGUGCAACUAACCAAGCAUAAAUAGAAAGGAAGUGACCAGAAAUGAUCAAAUACUUGGAAUUGGCUCUUUCACAGGAAGUGUAUGAAUAUCUCGAGGAACUUGAUGAAAUGAAUUGGUCAGCCCGAGGUAAUGUAUUGAAUCAAUAUUUGAGGAACACUUCAAUUGGAACGACAGUAAAAUAUCGGUCGGUCACGGACAUUGUCCGACCCAUUCGUGAAAUUGUCCGACGUAGAGAGGAAACUACCGGACAUUCUGUCUGACCCAAGUGAAAUUGAGGGUUAUUGUUUGUCUGACUCGAGUGUAUUGGUGUCCGACCGAACUGUAUAGCUUUGUCCAACGUAAAUCAAAAUGUACCCUAGACCAGGACUAGAGGCUUGUAUGUUAAAUGGAAAAUCAGAGUACUGUUGCAUGUAUAAAAAGUGAACUGGAAAUGUUGUUUUAACGUAGUCGAGCGCGGGGCGGCAAGCGAAAUGAUGAAGUGGAAAAUUAACGCGCUUAAGUUGUCGAAGUCUUUUUAAUACUGGUUUUCUGGAAAGCAAGUUAAUUUUGGUUUGGAAAAAGUAUGAAAGAAACAAAUUAUUUAAUAUUUUUACAAUAUUUACCGUUUAGAAUUAAUACAUUGUGCUGAUAUUCAUUUGUGUCAUUCAGACUUAUUUCCGAGUCAAAACUGAACUGAAGGUCAUCGGACAUAUGUCCGACCCAAACUCAACGUCAUCGGACAUUUUGUCAGACGGCCCUGGAAAAUAUAUUUUAAGGUCUGUUUGUACUUGAUUGGGGGUAGGAGGAGGGUAUUUUCUGCGUAUUCGUUUCAUGUUCAGUUUCUAAGAGCCUGAAAUAAAUUGCCGGUACAAGAAAGUUACACGCACCAAACAGCCUACAAAUAUAUCUGAAUUCAAAUUAUUUAUCUUAAACCCUGUGUGUGCUGUCUGUAGAUUCCAGAAGGAGAUUGGUUCUGCAGUCAAUGUCGUCCUACGGAGCCACGUCGUAGUAUUCGUCGGCCGAAAAAAAGAGAAGAGAGUGAUGAUGAUGAUGACGAGAGACAAGAUAUGAAACUUCUUGAGAUGGAUGGUCAGGAAGAUGACAGUGAAGAUGAGAGUCAAAAUGAAAGUGACGAAGAGGAGGAUGAAGAAGAAGAUAGCGAUGGUAAUUGCCUUGAGCGGCUGGAAUGGGGGGGGGGGGGGACGCCAUGAAUAAUCUUUAAGUACUCGUUGAAACAUCAGCAGCCGGGGCCAGUUGUUCAAAAGUGGGUUAGCG